AUGCUUAAAAAAAUUUCAGAAUUUUUAAAUAAAAAAGAUAUUGAUGGUCUUUUAACAUUUUUAAUGGAUAUAGAUAAUCUUGUGAUAAAUAAAGAUUUAAUAGAUUUACUUAAUAGUUUUUAUGAGAAAGAAAAAGAAAUUAGUAACGUAGUGUUAUCUUUGAAUACUUUAAAAAAUGAAAAAUGUAUGAAAAGAAAAAGUAAAGAGUCGGGAUAUUUUGAAUAUAAAUACUAA
Molecule: messenger RNA, 234 nt
Organism: Vairimorpha ceranae
Lineage: Eukaryota; Fungi; Microsporidia; Nosematidae
Exons: 1
Coding region: 1-234 (77 amino acids)
Source: RefSeq, a predicted model, not a curated record